AUAGUCGCAAAGAGUUUACGCCGCGUCGAAGAUCGAACGGAUCGAAUUGUUAACCUUUCGUAUGGUUCGUUGUUCGUAUUCCUGCUUCUAUCGUUACCGGUCAAUUUUCUGCGUUUCGAAUAACUGUCAAGUAACUGUCAUCGCCACGUGAGAAUGACAUAAGGCAUACAUAUUGUAAAUAGUUCGUCGACGAUAUUACACGUAAACGUAAAAUAUACCAGAUGCCUCGACGGCAAAGACGUACGGACGCGUGCUGCCAUCUGCACCGGUGUUUUCGCGCACGAUCGUUCCCGAGUGCAGCGCUAACCACUCUGCGACUAUUCCGCCCAUAGGAUCGCCAAAAAUAUGCAAAAAUAUGAGAAACUCGAGAAAAUAGGAGAAGGCACUUAUGGAACCGUUUUCAAAGCCAAGAAUCGAGAGACUCACGAAAUCGUCGCCCUGAAAAGAGUACGUUUGGACGAUGACGACGAAGGUGUACCGUCGUCCGCGCUCAGAGAGAUUUGUUUGUUGAAGGAACUAAAACACAAAAAUAUAGUUAGGUUGUACGACGUGUUGCACAGCGACAAGAAACUGACUCUAGUCUUCGAACACUGCGAUCAGGAUCUGAAAAAGUAUUUUGAUAGUCUGAAUGGAGAGAUAGACUUGGAUGUUGUCAAAUCCUUUCUAUAUCAGUUGCUGCGUGGAUUAGCAUUUUGUCACAGUCGGAACGUACUGCACAGGGAUCUGAAGCCACAAAAUUUGCUCAUCAACAAGAAUGGGGAGUUGAAACUAGCAGACUUUGGACUUGCGAGAGCGUUUGGAAUACCAGUGAAAUGUUACUCUGCAGAAGUAGUCACAUUAUGGUAUCGUCCGCCAGACGUUCUCUUCGGCGCCAAGUUAUAUACAACGUCCAUAGACAUGUGGAGCGCAGGAUGUAUAUUCGCUGAACUGGCGAACGCUGGGAGUCCGUUGUUCCCUGGGUCGGAUGUGGAGGAUCAACUUAAACUGAUAUUCAAGAUGCUCGGAACACCGACCGAAGAGACUUGGCCGGACUUCACUACGCUCCCCGACUAUAACGGCUACAAGCCGUUCCCUCCGUAUCACCCUGGCCAAGGAUUGGCUCAUGUUACGCCAAAACUGAACGCCAGAGGCAGAGACUUGUUGCAGAGACUGUUAGUGUGCAAUCCGGCAUUACGAUUGUCGGCGGAAGAAGCGAUGACUCAUCCUUAUUUUAAUGAUUUGAACCCAGCCGUGAAAAACGAUCGUUGCCAGUAGCGCAUUCCAGUUAAUCUAGCCCCUGACGAUGGUGGGGGCGCAUGUACCGCGAGUAGCGCAGCGACCAAAACCAAUCUGGUAAAGAUCAUUUGUUAAUAUAUAUAUAUAUAUAUACAUAUUGAUAUUAUUAUACGCGUAAUAUUUCGUAUCCGAUGUGUCGCGUCGACCGCGAAGCGAGAUGAAACAUACCGACGAGUCCUGUUUUUCUAAGAAAGCCCAAAGAGUAACGAAUGAACUUGUCAAUUUGAUCGGUGCCGAUCAUGUUCUAAGGAGCCAAAUGAAGAUGGAAAAGGGGGGAAGAGAAAAGGGAAGCGGAAGCAUGUACAGAAAAUACUUUAUAAAUUCACGCGUGUAUCGUUCCUGUA
This is a messenger RNA of Megalopta genalis, 1619 nucleotides long. RefSeq names its product cyclin-dependent kinase 5 (gene Cdk5). Gene Ontology annotation, molecular function: cyclin-dependent protein serine/threonine kinase activity; ATP binding. The record is from RefSeq and is a predicted model, not a curated record. Lineage: Eukaryota; Metazoa; Arthropoda; Insecta; Hymenoptera; Halictidae. Gene Ontology annotation, cellular component: cytoplasm; nucleus. Gene Ontology annotation, biological process: protein phosphorylation; synaptic vesicle transport; neuron apoptotic process.